AUGCGUGUUGACGAUGCUGUGAUUGAUGAACCUGAGCACAGUGAACACAAAGAGAAGUGUAUGGUUGCCAUUCGGAAUUGUGAAGCUUCCUUUACCUCCUAUGCUGGAAGUGUACGUUCCAUCAAAGCUGUGGUGGAUCCUGCGAAGCCCAAGAACAAGCCCAAGAGCAAAGCCAAAGCUGUUCCUUCGCCACCACAUGCUCAUGAAGUAUCUCCUGAAGCGUGA
Molecule: messenger RNA, 225 nt
Organism: Durusdinium trenchii
Lineage: Eukaryota; Dinophyceae; Suessiales; Symbiodiniaceae
Source: the annotation of a GenBank genome assembly